This is a messenger RNA of Lactuca saligna, 1161 nucleotides long. The record is from the annotation of a GenBank genome assembly. Lineage: Eukaryota; Viridiplantae; Streptophyta; Magnoliopsida; Asterales; Asteraceae.
AUGGAGACACAACACGCGUUAUCCAUUCAGAGAUCAAGUCCAACACAACUUAGCAACCAUGGAACAACCAGAGCUCUAUCAUCAUCUUUCCCUGUUCAUCAUACCGCUGUGGAAGAGAAGCAUCCCAAAUUGUUGGACUCUCAACUGUCUUCAACUAAUGGAGUUCUUCGCUCUACAGCUUUCCGCCAGUAUAUGAAAGAAAACAACACGAGCUCUUGGUCUACAGAUUCACUAUCAGAUUUUCUUGAUUACCCUGAAAGUAGCCCUAUUGAGCCAACUAAUUUACAACCCACUCCCACUGACAAUGGUUCUUGUGACCUCCCACCUGAGGAUUUUGCCAAACCAAAUGAUUGGCAAGAUUGGGCUGACCAGCUAAUCACAGAAGAUGAUGCUACAACCCCAAAUUGGAAUGAUAUUCUCGUUGAUACAGAGCCAAAGCUGGAACUUCCUGUGGGGGGAUCAUCCACAAAGUCAACGGAAGUCAAAAAGAUGGUUGUUCCUGCAUCAUCUGGAGAGUUAUGCAGCCCAAUGACACCAUCAUCAUGUGGGGGUGGGUCCCAAUCCCAAAACAAGCCAAGAAUGCGUUGGACACCAGAACUUCAUGAAGCAUUCGUGGAGGCAGUUAACAAGCUGGGUGGAAGCGAAAGAGCUACCCCCAAGGGAGUAUUGAAGCAAAUGAAAGUUGAAGGCUUAACCAUCUAUCAUGUAAAAAGUCAUCUACAGAAAUAUCGGACAGCUAGAUACAAACCUGAACCUUCAUCAGAAGGACCUUCAGAGAAAAAGCCUACUUCAAUCCAAGAUUUACCCUCCUUAGAUUUGAAAGCGAGUUUGGAGAUGACGGAAGCAUUACGAUUACAGGUGGAAGUUCAAAAAAGGCUACACGAACAACUGGAGAUUCAAAGAAACCUACAGAUGAGAAUAGAAGAACAAGGGAAAUACCUCCAGAUGAUAUUUGAGAAGCAAUGCAAGUUCGGCAUUGACAACCUCAAAUCUUCAUCAUCCACCCACACCCCCGAGAAAUCAGAAACCGAAUUAUUGACCAAUGAGAUUUCAAGUUCUCCGGUUUUACCAGAACCCGAACCGGACCCAGUUAAAGUUGGAUCACCAUCAAGCAAGUUUUGGUGUAUUAUAGAAGGGAAGGUAGCUAGUUACAAUUAUUAA